GAGAGUUGUAGAGAGGGAAAGUAGAGUGUAGAGAGAGAGAGAGAGAGAAAGAGAGCAGAGAUGUCAGGUUGGGACGAAGGAGCCGUGUACUACAGCGACCAAGCGCAGUUUCCCCGCGGCGGAGCUGGCGCCGGCGAUCCCGAAACCACUGCAACCCGCCACUCCGCCCUUCGCAAAUUCAAGGAGUUCAUCAGAGGAUUCGAGAGCGACAAAAAUGUGUUCCCCUACAGAGAAAGCCUGGUUCACAAUCCUACCUACCUUCGCGUCGACAUGGAAGAUCUCCACGCCUUCGAUGCCGACCUUCCUGCCAAGCUCCGAUCUUCUCCUGCGGAUUACCUCCCUCUGUUUGAAACUGCGGCGGCGGAGGUUUUGGUGAGUUUGAAGUCGAAGGUAGCCGGAGAGACGGGAGAGUUGGAGGAGCCGAUGACCGGGGAAGUGCAGAUUCUGUUGACUUCUAAGGAGGAUUCGGUGUCAAUGCGUUCACUUGGGGCUCAAUUUAUCUCGAAACUUGUAAAGAUAGCUGGGAUCACCAUUGCUGCUUCAAGGACCAAGGCGAAGGCAACUUAUGUGACUCUAUUGUGCAAGAAUUGUAAAAAUGUGAAGAUAGUUCCUUGUCGACCAGGUCUUGGAGGGGCAAUAGUCCCUCGUUCUUGUGACCAUAUCCCUCAGCCGGGAGAAGAGCCAUGCCCUAUCGAUCCUUGGAUAGUGGUUCCUGAUAAAAGCAAAUAUGUUGAUCAACAGACCCUGAAAUUGCAGGAGAAUCCUGAGGAUGUACCUACUGGGGAGCUUCCUAGAAACAUGCUUCUAUCAGUGGAUCGCCAUCUUGUCCAAACCAUUGUACCAGGCACAAGAUUGACUAUCAUGGGAAUUUACAGUAUUUAUCAGGCAGCCAAUUCUUCCACCUCCCAUAAAGGGGCAGUUGCAGUUAGACAGCCUUAUAUCAGAGUUGUAGGAAUAGAAGAAGCUAAUGAGGCCAACUCCCGAGGUCCAGCUGCCUUUACAUCAGAAGACAUGGAAGAAUUCAAAAAGUUUGCUUCAGAAGCGGAUGCUUACAAAAGAAUAUGCUCCAAGAUUGCUCCCUCUAUAUAUGGUCACGAGGAUGUGAAGAAAGCAGUGGCUUGCCUUUUAUUUGGAGGGUCAAGGAAGAAUUUACCAGAUGGUGUGAAAUUAAGAGGUGAUAUCAAUGUGCUGCUUUUGGGGGAUCCAUCCACUGCUAAAUCACAGUUUUUGAAGUUUGUUGAGAAGACUGCUCCAGUAGCUGUUUAUACAUCAGGGAAAGGCUCAUCAGCUGCUGGUCUUACAGCUUCGGUGAUUCGAGAUAGUAGCACUCGUGAAUUUUAUCUAGAAGGAGGAGCAAUGGUUUUGGCAGAUGGAGGUGUUGUCUGUAUUGAUGAGUUUGACAAAAUGAGGGCAGAGGACAGGGUUGCCAUUCAUGAAGCCAUGGAACAGCAAACCAUAUCCAUUGCCAAAGCGGGAAUAACAACUGUGCUUAAUUCUAGAACUUCUGUGCUUGCAGCUGCUAACCCACCAUCAGGACGUUAUGAUGAUCUUAAGACUGCUCAAGAUAACAUCGACUUGCAGACAACAAUUCUUUCAAGAUUUGACUUGAUUUUCAUUGUGAAAGAUAUCAGGAUGUACAGUCAGGAUAAGAUAAUAGCUAGCCAUAUCAUAAAAGUUCAUGCAUCUGCUGAUGCAACCUCUGGUGACACUAGAACUUCUAAAGAAGAGAACUGGCUGAAGAGGUAUAUACAGUAUUGUCGAACCGAAUGUCAUCCUCGCCUGUCAGAUUCUGCAUCCACAAUGUUGCAGAAUAAUUAUGUCAAAAUCAGACAGGAUAUGAGACAGCAAGCAAAUGAAACUGGGGAGGCAGCUGCCAUACCAAUUACUGUAAGACAACUAGAAGCUAUCGUAAGGUUAAGUGAGGCACUUGCAAAGAUGAGACUGUCCCAUGUAGCAACUGAGGAGAACGUUUUGGAAGCAAUAAGGCUUUUUAAUGUUUCCACAAUGGAUGCAGCGAGGUCUGGAAUAAAUGAACACAUGAAUCUUACUGCAGAAAUGGCAAAUGAGAUAAAGCAAGCUGAAACACAGAUAAAGAGAAGAAUGGGAAUUGGAAGCCACAUAUCGGAGAGACGGCUGAUUGAUGAUAUGACCAGGAUGGGAAUGAAUGAAUCUAUUGUAAGAAGAGCUCUGUUAAUUAUGCACCAGAGAGAUGAAGUUGAAUACAAGAGAGAAAGGCGCAUUAUUGUUCGAAAAUCUUAAUUUGAUUACAUAACAAAGGUUUACAGUCACUGAAUUUUGAUUUGUAAUGGUAAGGCAUCAAUUGCAGUAGUAGGCUCUGGUUGGGAUGGCAGCCUUGUAGAGUGAUUUAUACUCCUACAAGCUAACGAUCACCAAUAUGGGCUUAGUUUGACAACAACAGAAUGGUUGUAUUAAGAUAUUGUUUUUUACAAAAAUAUCUACCAUAUGGUGUUGAAUUAUUGA
This is a messenger RNA of Vitis riparia (riverbank grape), 2481 nucleotides long. RefSeq names its product DNA replication licensing factor MCM5. Gene Ontology annotation, cellular component: nucleus; MCM complex. The transcript has 17 exons. The record is from RefSeq and is a predicted model, not a curated record. Gene Ontology annotation, molecular function: single-stranded DNA helicase activity; 3'-5' DNA helicase activity; DNA replication origin binding. Gene Ontology annotation, biological process: DNA replication initiation; DNA replication; double-strand break repair via break-induced replication. NCBI's taxonomy places the organism in Eukaryota, Viridiplantae, Streptophyta, Magnoliopsida, Vitales, Vitaceae. Bases 61 to 2259 code for a protein of 732 amino acids.